Messenger RNA from Micropterus salmoides (largemouth bass), 276 nucleotides. Its product is annotated as secretory carrier-associated membrane protein 5-like. The coding region runs from base 7 to 240 and encodes 77 amino acids. The record is from RefSeq and is a predicted model, not a curated record. The transcript is spliced from 2 exons. NCBI's taxonomy places the organism in Eukaryota, Metazoa, Chordata, Actinopteri, Centrarchiformes, Centrarchidae.
ACCAUCAUGUUUACUGCGGUGGCUGUCCUCUCCACCAUCGCCCUCACAAAGGUUCAUAACUUCUACCGUGGCAGUGGUGGCAGCUUGGGUAAGGCCCAGGAGGAGUGGACCACUGGGGCCUGGAAGAACCCCCACGUCCAGCAGGCAGCUCAGCAGGCAGCCAUGGGAGCUGCACAGGGAGCUAUGCAGCAGAACCAGUACUCAGCAGCACCCACCUACAACUACGACGACCCAAUGUAGGACAGAGGAGGGGGACCACACUGCCGUGUGGGAGAG